This is a messenger RNA of Coffea arabica (coffee), 1245 nucleotides long. Its product is annotated as probable LRR receptor-like serine/threonine-protein kinase At1g53430. Gene Ontology annotation, molecular function: protein binding. NCBI's taxonomy places the organism in Eukaryota, Viridiplantae, Streptophyta, Magnoliopsida, Gentianales, Rubiaceae. The record is from RefSeq and is a predicted model, not a curated record.
UAUUCAGCUUCUGUUUGGCAUGUUUUUGACUUGGAAUAUAGUAGUAUUGCUCUGCAACUACCUCUUCUUAAUAAUACUCAGAAAAAUGUUUCUUCGGGGUCGCCUUGGAUUUUCAGUUGCUUCAGCUGCUGCAAUAGUAUUCACCUUCUGGCCGGUAAAGCUUGCUUCAGGAGCCACUCUUGUACCAGAUGAAGUGGACGUUUUGAGGGAGAUAGCAAAAACAUUAGGGAAGACGGAUUGGAAUUUCGGAGUAGAUCCCUGUAGUGGAGAAUCAAACUGGAGAAAUGCUACUGCACCAAAAGAGUUUGCGAAUGCGGUUACUUGUGAUUGUUCCUUUGAAAAUAGCACGACCUGUCAUGUCGUUAGUAUAGUAUUGAAAUCACAGAGUCUUCCAGGAGAACUGCCACCAGAAUUGGUCAAACUCCCUUACCUCCGAGAGUUUGAUGUCACUCGGAACUACCUUUCUGGUAACAUCCCUCCAAUAUGGGGCACCAUGCAGCUUGUUAACAUUUCUCUCAACAGUAACCGCAUAUCAGGAACAAUACCAAAAGAACUUGGAAACAUCAGCACCCUUGCAAAUCUAACCUUGGACUUCAAUCAGUUGUCUGGAACUAUACCUCCAGAGCUUGGGAACUUAUCCCGCUUACAGAGACUAACUCUUACCUCGAACAAUUGGACCGGAGAGUUGCCUAGAACAUUGGCUAACUUGACUGCUUUGAAGGAGUUCUGGAUUGGUGACUGCAAUUUCACGGGGAGUAUACCUAAUUUUAUCGAGAACUGGAAAAGUAUUGAAUAUCUAGUGAUCCACGGUAGCGGUUUAAAAGGGCCAAUCCCACCUGGCAUUGCUUCCUUAACAAAUUUAACUGACUUGAGAAUCAGUGAUUUGAGUGGAAAUGACACAACUUUUCCUAACCUUCGCGGUGCAACUAAUAUGAAGACUCUGGUAUUAAGGAGUUGCAAUAUAGUUGGGCAGUUACCAGACUAUCUUGGCUCACUGACAAAAUUGAGAGUCUUGGACCUUAGUUUUAACAAAAUUGAUGGGCCAAUUCCCAGAAGUUUAGAUGCCCUAUCAAACACAGUUUACAUAAAGUGGAGCAGAAAAGUGCUAAAAGGGGACCUUCUUGAGAAGAUUUCUCUACGCGUGAAAGCUUCUAAAAGCUUUCCACCAUCAGCCCAAAUUGUGCAAACCAAAUUGUGCAAACCAACGGAAUUGCUGAUGAAGAAUUGAAUUGAUAUGAUGAAAUC